Molecule: messenger RNA, 5912 nt
Organism: Pungitius pungitius (ninespine stickleback)
Lineage: Eukaryota; Metazoa; Chordata; Actinopteri; Perciformes; Gasterosteidae
Product: SEC14-like protein 1
Exons: 17
Coding region: 408-2621 (737 amino acids)
Biological process (GO): negative regulation of RIG-I signaling pathway
Cellular component (GO): cytoplasm; cytosol
Molecular function (GO): RIG-I binding
Source: RefSeq, a predicted model, not a curated record
CAUUACUGACAGAGGAGGAGGUGAGGACAGAGGGAGGAAGGCUUUCCAUCUGUUCACACGCCUCAUCCAUUUCGGGGUGAUUUAACGCCCCGACGACCUGGCUCGGAGACUCAGUCCCUCGCUCUCGGUCUGCCAGUGAGCGUCGGACCCCCCGAGGCGUUACUUGUCCAUCGGUCGGGUCGUUAGCCUGCUCCUCUGGCUACAUGCCCGGCUAGCACAAUAAAGCUAAUUUUCAGCUUCUGGAUUCAGCUUCACCACCACCGGCGAAGUGGGGAGCCGAUGAGGGGAAUGGCAAGAGUUUACUCGGGUAACCCCUUCGGAGGAAACAGCGACUAACCAGACAAAACCAGCCCAGAUUUAUUUUCAUUUUCGAAUCCCCGGUCGUUGGAGUCACUGCAACCCCCACCAUGGUGCAGAAGUACCAGUCACCUGUGCGGGUGUACAAGCAUCCCUUUGAGCUGGUCAUGGCGGCCUACGAGCGCCGGUUCCCCACCUGUCACCUGAUCCCCAUGUUUGUGGCGAGUGACGUGGUGGAAGAGGAGACCAAUGAGGAUGGUUCCACCAACAGGGUUAAGCGCCGCUGUGCCCUGGAUGUUGACGCCCCGCGCCUGCUCAAAAGGAUUGCAGGUGUGGACUAUGUCUACUUCAUACAGAAAAACACGCUGGACCGAAAGGAGAGGACACUUCACAUCGAGUCCCACAACGAGACCUUCUCCAACAGGGUCAUCAUCAGUGAGACCUGCUGCUAUUCGGCUCACCCUGAGAAUGACGACUGGACGUGCUUCGAACAAAACGCCAGCCUGGACAUCAAGUCCUUCUUCGGCUUUGAGAGCACUGUGGAAAAGAUUGCUAUGAAGCAGUAUGCCAGCAGUAUCAAAAAGGGAAAAGAAAUCAUCGAGUUUUACCUGAAGGAGCUAGAAGAUGAAGGGAUCAGCCAUGUGCCGCGCUGGACCCCUUCGCUCCUUCCGGUGUCUCCCCCCACACCGACAAGCCUCCUCAGCAGCCCGACUGACCCCCCCAAACUGGCAGUCGUGCCCGCCGUGUCCAUCGCCCUGGCAACUGACGCCACAGACAUCACCUGCCAGGACGUCCAGCAGGACGGCAGCACACUUCAGGCAGACAGCCUAUCUGAGAUUUUGCCGGGUACUUCUGAAGAUAAGUUGGAUGCAGACUACAUCAAACGUUACCUAGGCGACCUGACCCCCCUGCAGGAGAGCUGUCUGAUCCGACUUCGGAAGUGGCUGCAGGAGACUCACAAGGGCAAAAUCCCUAAGGACCAGCACAUUCUGCGUUUCUUGCAAGCCAGAGACUUCAACAUGGACAGGGCACGGGAGAUCCUCUGCCAGUCGCUGACCUGGAGGAAGCAGCACCAGGUGGACUACCUGCUGGAGACCUGGAGCUCACCACAGGUCCUCCAGGACUACUACACCGGCGGCUGGCACCACCAUGACAGAGAUGGUCGUCCUUUGUACGUCCUGCGGUUGGGCCAGAUGGACACCAAAGGACUGGUCCGCGCUCUGGGAGAAGAGUCACUGCUCAGACAUGUGCUGUCUAUUAAUGAGGAGGGUCUGAGACGCUGUGAGGAAAACACCAAGGUGUUUGGUCGACCUAUCAGCUGUUGGACGUGUCUUGUGGAUCUGGAGGGGCUGAACAUGCGUCACCUGUGGCGCCCAGGGGUCAAGGCGCUGCUGAGGAUCAUCGAGGUCGUGGAGGCCAACUACCCGGAGACUCUGGGACGGCUGCUCAUCCUGAGAGCACCCAGGGUUUUCCCUGUCCUCUGGACCCUGGUGAGUCCAUUCAUUGAUGAGAACACCCGCAAGAAGUUCCUCAUAUAUGCGGGCAAUGACUACCAGGGCCCUGGAGGGCUCCUGGACUACAUAGACAAGGAGAUCAUCCCUGACUUUCUGGCUGGGGAGUGUAUGUGCGAGGUACCAGAGGGCGGCCUGGUCCCCAAGUCCAUGUACCGCACAGCCGAGGAGCUCGACAACGAAGGUGUCCGCCUGUGGACCGAGACCAUCUACCAAAGCGCCAGCGUCUUCAAGGGAGCGCCGCACGAGCUUCUGAUUGAGAUCAUCGACGCCUCCUCAGUCAUCACCUGGGACUUUGACAUGUGCAAAGGCGACGUGGUGUUCAACAUUUUCCACUCCAAGCGCACCCCGCAGCCUCCACGCAAAGAUCCCCUGACCCCCCACGGCAUCGCCUCCCCAGUUGGCAACAAUGUCCAGCUCAUCGAUAAGUCCUGGACGCUGGGGCAAGAUUACAGCAUGGUGGAGUCCCCGCUCACAUGCAAGGAGGGAGAGAGCGUGCAGGGCUCCCACAUCACCCGGUGGCCAGGUUUCUACAUCCUCCAGUGGAAGUUCCACAACAUGCCGGCCUGCUCGGCCACCAACCUGCCCCGCGUGGACGACGUGCUGGCCACCUUGCAGGUGUCUUCGCACAAGUGCAAGGUCAUGUUCUACACCGAGGUGUUGGGCUCCGAGGACUUCAGAAUGGCUUGCUGGGAUGUGCAGAGUUUGGGCUCCAUGACCAGCCUGGAGUCGAGCCACAGCGGCUUCUCUCAGCUCAGCGCCGCCACCACCGCCUCCAGCCAGUCUCAGUCCAGCUCCAUGAUCUCCAGGUAGAAGCCGGAGGCUGAGGACUUCAACCUCUCUCCCAGACCCCCCCCCCCCCCCCCCCCCCCACACACACACACACACACACACACUUCCCUUACCAUUGACACCAAAGCCAUUUCUCCUCCUGCCCUUCCGAGUCGAUGCUCCGCUCCGUUCCUAUUGCACAGCAAGUCUAUUGAACUGCAGCAUGCUCGCACCAACGGAAGACAAAGAAUAAAAAAUCUGAGGCAAAAAGAGGAAGACAAAGAAAAAGACUGUAUACAAUUUAAAGGGCUGAUUCUUUUGCACAAAGAUGAUAUAUUUCCUGUGCCUGGUGACAAAGCUGGGCGGCAGUUUGAAUCCGAACAUCACCAGAAUGUUUGUUUGUGGUGGAAGUUUAAAGGUCGGGAGACGAGUUGCGGUGCCUUUGUGGCACGUGAAGCUAAAUUAAGCAAUAUUUUCAUCCUUGGCGGUAUGUUACCGGAUGAAAACCAUGGAGGCGCUGUUACACUUUUGCAUUUACAUCUACACGCACAUAUGCAGACACACACAAAUACACAUGGAUGUUUGACUACAUGCAAAAAUGUACAUUGCCAUAUCACCAGAGGGGUUUCUUGUUUCUGGGGAAUUAUUCAUAGGUCAAGUGUGGGUGGCGAGAGCUCUGAACUGGACCUGGGUCAAAGCUCACACGCAAUGUUUCUUUUUUGUGUGUGGGUGAGGCUUACUGAAUAACAACAAUGCACACGUUAUCAUUAAAGUUACCAGUUGACGGGAAAAUAACAUUUUAAUAAGAUUUUAGUUGUUCAUUCCAUUGGCUUUUGUGGCAAAUCCCCACCGGCCCGUUUUUAUCGCACCUUGAGAAGCGUUUGAAUAUUUGACCUGGGUCUGACUCUUAGCUAAGUCAAUCCUAAGCAAUAACACAAGUUUGACUUUCUACUUUGUGAAAUACUUCUAUUUACCAUUAACCAGUACGUGGAUGAUCAUGGGUGCUGAUUGCAGAUGAGUUUGUUUUUUUUGAAAGUUGUGUCCAGGCAGACGGACGGGCAAACUAGAGCCUGUAAACAAACACAAAGUUCUCUAGUGAUACCAUUGUGUCGGGAGAGCAGCAUAAAUAACUCCACCAGCUCCUGGAUACUUCCUUCUGUUUUCUUCUCGUGGAAUGACCACCGUUGGUUUGCUAUCCGCACGAUUGAGGAACUCCGGUCAAAAUCAAAUGGUAGAGGGGAUGCCUUGUUACUGAUUUGUGAAUGUGCUAAUGACUGGCUAGCGCUCGCCAACCAAUGAGAUGCCUGAGUUUGGAGGGUUGCGACGUAAUUGGGCAGAGACGCCAUUGUUUACUGCUUCUGUCUUAGAGUGGUGUAGAUUUUAGUGUGCUUUAAGGAUGGAUGUUACUUGGUGGUGUGGACAACCUAUUGAUACUGUACUAGUUGAUUGGAGUUUGUUGAGUUAUUUUGGAGAUGAGUCAUUGAAGGCGUUUAGCAGUGUGGUGUGUUGCUGCAUGCACAUGUGGUUAUUGGGUUGAAAUAAUAUAUUAUUUAAAGAUUAAAAUAUAGUUGCGUGUCAAAUACCAUUUUAGCCUUUGUAAACUUAGAAACGUACCUGUUUUUUUUUUUCUUCAAGGUCAUAACUGUAAUGGAUGAUUAAUUAUGAAUUGAAUGAACAUUUCUAAAUGCAACACAUCCAGGCAGCAGCUUUUAAUACUAUUUAUUUGGCUGAUUGAUGACUUAUCGUAGAUCUGACUCCCUGUCGAGGGCAGAAAUGAUUGCCUUUGCCAAGAGUCAUUCACAUGCUGUUGCCAUGGUUACGGGUGAUGCUGACAGAGGGACGAAUCAGACUCCUGAAAUUACUGGAUCAGUUUGUUGUUUUUAAUACAUGAAACUGCUCUUUUUUAAAUGUAAAUGAAAGGUCAAGGGUUAACUUGUGCUAACUGUAUGUCAUUAACUGCAAUAACAUGAAAUGCUUUACUGAACAAAAGGACCUCCUUAGAAUGUGGGCUAUUUAAAGUGUGUAUGAUGACUCCCUGUGCCCCUCACGGCAGGCGGCCUCUUGUUGCAUGUAAGAAAAUCACACAACUUUCCUUCACUUGCUUACUGCUACAGGAUUGAUCAGCAGUAAUAGAUGGACUGACGAUGAAACAAUCAACAGUCAGUUUAAAACUAAUUUAACUUGCUCGUCGCUCUGACGACUCUGACACUUUGUACACUCCAGUCUUUUCAACACUUCAUUGUGUGUAUCUUAGAAAGCAGAGUGGACCCUGAUUGAAGGCAUAGGUCUAAAAGGACUCUGAUCAGAUGUGUUUUGUUUAAAUGUACCAGCGGUCACGAUGUGUCUCUGACUUUAGCGCUUACGAUAUGUAAACCUUUCAUCAAGAGCUCAUUGACCAGUGAGGGCUAUAUCUGUUUGUCUUUUCUGUUCAAAACUUUAAAUGUCUGUCUCUCUGCUCCCUUCUGAUGUUGCAUAUCUUCUCUUUAACUUGAUGUAAGGAAUAAUGUGUAGAGUUCAUAUUUGGAUUAUUGAGAAUUUGGCACUUUUACUGUUUUUGAAAACAAUAAACUUGAAUAAUGAGGAAAAUGUUUGAUUUCAUCACACUCAUUUUCAAUUACACUUUCUGUCUGUACUGUUUAUCCUAAACUCACCAAGAGUUGGCAUUGGAGCUGCUUUGUUUUUUAUAUAUUCAAACUCAUCAUUUCAUAAAAGAAGAAAACAGAAAAUGUAAGGAAUCCACUUAAGAGAAAUUCUGUAUUGAGGUUUAUUAAAAUGUUUUUGCAAUCUCAUUUGGCAAACAUCACGCAUUCUUUGUAUCAGACUUUGGAUCUAGAGCUCUGACUUCAAUUAUGGCUUUCACUACUUUCCACCAGAAAUAGAUAUUUUCUUGUGUUGACUCUUUGAGUUUAAUAGAUGAUAUUAUCCUGUUUUCCUGGCACAGAAUGUAAUGAACAGAAGAUAAUAAUAAUGGACAUAACCUAUUCACAAAAAUAUAUAUUUUUUACAUUAUUUAAACAAAUGAAGGCAUUACAAAUCUGAAAUUGAGUACUGGCGAACUAUGAUUCGGACUGGAGUUGGUUCAAAGAUUUUACUUGGUGAAAAUGAAAAAUAAUAGUUUUUUUUGGUGGAGAGCUUUUUAACCACUGAAAUUGUAGUUAGGCUGAAUUUCCAACAAUAUUGAAUGCCGAAUUGCCAAAAUGUCUGCAAAAAAAUCUUUGUGAGCCUUCCUACAGUUUGUAAUCACUACUUCUGCUGUUUUACUUUCAAUGAUGAAUCACGAAAAUGGGUUUCAUGUUUGCGGCAUUUCUGGAACAAUUAAAAAAAUUAAUCUGA